AUGAGCGAAAACGAACCACAAGACGCAAACUACGAUCGGGUUCUGGAUCUUGAUGAAUCACUCCUACGCACAUGUCUUUCGGAGGGUGAGCAGGACAAUCCCGUUGUUGAUAAUGAAGCAGAAAAAACCAAUUUGGAAGACAAAGAAGCCAAAGCUCGAGAGCAUAUGCAAAGGUCACCAACCAAAGAUGAAAAUGUUCUUGGAAAAGAAAUUCCCAAAAAAUUACUGAAGGAAUUGGAUGAUUCAGAACGAAAAAAUGAAAAACAAAAAUCGAAACAGGAAACAGCAGAAACAAAGGUUAUAGAAAAAAAAGUCGAACAACCGAAUGCAGAAAAUGAGAAGGAAAAAGAGAAAGAGAAGAAAGGAUCGAAGGAAUCGAUAGGAGGGAAAAACUCGAAGGACAAGGAGACGAAUAAAGCGGUGGAAACAAGCAAGUCAGCACUGGCGGAAAAAUCUAACACAGGCAUGCAGAAGGCGCUCCAACUAGUUAGAAGAGGAAAGCAAGGGAACGUGCCCUACAAGCCCGGAAAGCUCAGCAAUCUCAGGAGUUCUCGAAAAUUCGACAGAGAAAAUCGUUGUCUAGAAAACGCGCAAGCAAAUGUCUAUCCAUUCGUAAAAUGUUAUCAAACAAAGGAAAACCUAAAGCAAGGAGCAAUUGAAUUCCAAAGAAGUUUAUUGAUUGACCUAUUAUUCAACGCCUACUAUCAAUUUGAAUCAGAUUUCUACGAAGAACGUACUGUAAUCAGUUUUAAACGUUUUACCAACAUUGAUCCAGCUUCACCAAGUGUAGAUCAUACGCAGAAAGCUCUCAGCAAGCACAAAUUGCCGUUCGCAUUCUGCGUCGAAUGGUUUGUUUCACAGUCGGGUCAAAACGAUGUGAAUCUCGGUGGAAUUGCGUAA
Necator americanus (New World hookworm) is the source of this 900-nucleotide messenger RNA. RefSeq lists its product as uncharacterized. Lineage: Eukaryota; Metazoa; Nematoda; Chromadorea; Rhabditida; Ancylostomatidae. The coding region runs from base 1 to 900 and encodes 299 amino acids. The record is from RefSeq and is a predicted model, not a curated record. The transcript is spliced from 11 exons.